AUGAUGUCAAACCUCCUUCAAAGCGUCCUCAGCUCGAGGCUAGCCAACGCUACUCUUGGCCCAAGCUCCAACGAAGCAUCCAGCGACACCCCAACCGAGUCCAAGGAAGGCCUCAACGACUGGGAGGAGGUCGACACCGACGAUGAGCUCGUCAACGUUCAAUCCACACCUGCCACUGCUGCCGCAACACCACUCGAACGAAGUCGACCUGCCUCCCCCACGCGUGCUCACUCCUCCUCCCGCUUAGCCGUGGAGACCGACACCACCGAUUUUGAGAGCGACGUCGAUGCUGCUACGUCCUCAUCGAAACAGCUGAGCUCGUCCAAGCUUCGCACCACUUCCAGUACGGGCGCAAGAAAACGUUCCUCCAAAGGUAGCAAAACCGACCCACUUCGCGCCUUCACCAGCGAAAUCGCCCAACACAUCUUCCUCCAGCUCCCCGUCGAAUCCCUCACCGCCUGCUCCGGCGUCUGCAAGCGAUGGCGUAGAUCAGCAACGCUCAACUACUGCUGGUAUCGACAUCACCAACACCAGUUCUCCGCGGGUUCGUUGGAUUCCGCCCUGCCCGCCAUUCCUGCUUGGGGGAACGGCGGUGCCAAAUGGACCAGAAGAGAGAGCAAGACCGACUGGAAGACACAAUUCGGCCGUCAGAAGCGUAUGCAGGCAAAGGAUGCCGCCAGAGCAGAAUCGUUGCCCGGAUCGGGAACCGCGACCCCAUCCAGGACGCAGAGGUUGCAGGAUGCCGGCAUCAUGACCACGCACGAAGCCAGGAUGCAACAGUGGAAGGAGGAAUCUGAUGCCCAGUGGACCAAGCAGGAGAUGAGAGAUUACUACAAAUCCGGUGCAAAGGGUGGCAAGUUCAAGGGUAAGAGGGAAAAGGGCGGUGUCAAGACGGGCGCGGCGGGCGAUGGAGGGUUAUGGGAGUAG
Messenger RNA from Pseudozyma hubeiensis SY62, 927 nucleotides. RefSeq lists its product as hypothetical. The transcript has a single exon. The record is from RefSeq and is a predicted model, not a curated record. Lineage: Eukaryota; Fungi; Basidiomycota; Ustilaginomycetes; Ustilaginales; Ustilaginaceae. Bases 1 to 927 code for a protein of 308 amino acids. Gene Ontology annotation, molecular function: protein binding.